Exophiala bonariae is the source of this 1146-nucleotide messenger RNA. RefSeq lists its product as uncharacterized. The transcript has a single exon. NCBI's taxonomy places the organism in Eukaryota, Fungi, Ascomycota, Eurotiomycetes, Chaetothyriales, Herpotrichiellaceae. The coding region runs from base 1 to 1146 and encodes 381 amino acids. The record is from RefSeq and is a predicted model, not a curated record.
AUGCUUCUCUUCCGGCGGUCUUCGUUCUUCGCAUUAACACUUGGGCUCUUAACAAUCGUUCUAUUAAUACACAAACUCGACCUAAACCCCUUUGGGAGCCGUUACUAUGGCCAGAAAGGUCUGUUAUACAACCCCACGGUCUUCAAGCCGGGGGUUCUCAAGCCGACGGGAGAGAAUUAUACUCGAAUCCUCGUGAUGGGACGACUAGCGACGGAGGAUAUUUCAUGGGUGGGCCGAGAAUUACCUGACCUCCCGACCAAGAUCUACACGGUGGAUGAUAUCCCGAGUAGAAAUGCUUCAUCUGUGGGGGAUGACAGCGCCAUCCCGGCCAACAAAGGACACGAGGCAAUGGUGUACCUGACCUACAUCAUCGACCACUACGCAUCAUUACCCGAUGUCGUCCUCUUCUUCCAUCCGCACCAACACGCCUGGCACAACAACAUCCUCCUGGACAUCGACACGGCCAAAACCAUCAAACUCAUGAGUUCGGCGCACGUCGUGCGGCAGGGCUACUUCAAUUCACGCUGCCACCUGGAUCCGGGAUGCCCGAACUGGCUCCACGUGGACCGGCCCCAAUGGCGGUGGGACCUGAAGCACAAACCGGAGGAGCCGAAGCUGACCUCACAGCUCUUCCAUGAGCUGCACGGCGCCGACGUCGCCAUCCCCGCCGCCAUCUCCCAGCCCUGCUGUGCACAGUUUGCCGUGUCGCGGGACCGCAUCACCCAACGUCCCCGCGACUUCUACGUGCACUACCGCGACUGGAUCCUGCAGACCGACCUGGACGAUAAAGACUCGGGCCGCCUGCUGGAAUACAGCUGGCAGUACAUCUUCACGGGCAACUUCGAGUUCUGCCCGAACAUGCACCGGUGCUACUGUGACGGGUAUGGCAUCUGCUUCGAGGGCGACGGCGGCCUGGACGAGUGGCUGCGCGUGCUCAAGCAGCGUGAGAGGGUCGACGAGAAGCGCCUUGCCGCUUGGGACAAAGCCGGCAGUGAUUCCCCAAAGUACAAGCAGCUACUCGGCCAGAGCAACCUCUACACUGAGCAGCUCGACUGGAUGAGGGAACAGGCUCUGCGGCGUGGCGCAGAUCCCAAAAUCAGGGCCCAAGAGUGCGGCAGGCAGUGGAAGGACGGUGAUGGCUAUUGA